This is a messenger RNA of Scylla paramamosain (green mud crab), 3083 nucleotides long. RefSeq names its product cyclic AMP-dependent transcription factor ATF-2-like. The record is from RefSeq and is a predicted model, not a curated record. NCBI's taxonomy places the organism in Eukaryota, Metazoa, Arthropoda, Malacostraca, Decapoda, Portunidae. The transcript has 16 exons. Gene Ontology annotation, molecular function: cAMP response element binding; DNA-binding transcription factor activity, RNA polymerase II-specific. Gene Ontology annotation, biological process: regulation of transcription by RNA polymerase II. Bases 560 to 2695 code for a protein of 711 amino acids.
UCACUCAGUGUUGCUCCGGCAGUCACAGGAGUUAGGUGUACGCGUAUCUCAUCUUGCUGGCGUUCCUCAUGUGCUUUCCCUAGUGCUUUAAGUGACACGAGAGCGACACACACCCGUCACAAGUGCGCCAUAGUGCAAAUAAGUCCCCGGGAGGAGGUGUUACAACCACUGGCGCCAAUGUACCCGUAGAGGCAGGAUCGGGUCUAGAGAAUUUUUUGGGGAAGUGCCCAUGCCUGUUUUGAAAAGUAUGGAUUUCCCACUGAAACUUAGAAAGAUAAAGUUUCUUAGAAUCCAGUAAGUUUGCAUUGUAAUGUGUUGACUGUCCGUGAGUACCAGUACAAGCCUCCCUACUCAGCAGUGAGUUUGGCUCACCCCCGCCUGGAAUGAAUUAAUUUAGGAACGCAACCUGAAGACGCCACUCUGGCAGGGCUGAGCAAGGUGGCUUGGGGGCAGUGUGGCCAAGCCGGCUCCCACCAACAGUGCCUCAAGCCGGGUUCGUCGGCUCCUCCCACCGCAAGGGCACAUUUAGCAGCACCAACACACCAACACCUUGUCAGUCAUGGGUGAAGUUGAUAAGCCUUUUGGAUGCCCCCAGCCGGGUUGUGGGAUGAGUUUCACCAAUGAGGACCAUCUCACUGUUCACCGCCGCCGUCACGAGAUGCAGCUGACGGUGAAUGGGGAGCACCACACUCCCUCUCUAGUCAAGCACACUGGCUUCAUUAUAGACCAGACACCCACCCCAACAAGAUUCCUGCGGCAGUGUGAGGAGGUGGGGCUUUUUCAAGAAAUUAGUUUGAAUCCAUUUGAUGAGCAGUUCCGGAGAGCAUCCCUCCUGAGAUCCCACCACUCCAUCACUGAGUCCAUCGGGGGCGGUGAGAGUCUGGACACCCCAAGGGUCCUUCCCCCCCCUGCGGACUCUGAUGAGACCAUCUCCUCCACCUCCCGCGACGACAUCUGCGGCACCACCUCCACCAGCACAGUUACUUCCACCCUCACCACCUCCAGCCAUGCCUAUGUCCCACCUCAGACUGCCACCACCACCUGCCCUGGCUCCCUCCCUUCAGCCAGAGUGUUGGAUGUAGUGGAAGAGGAGCCAGACAGAGGAGAUGGGACCACCCGGCGUCUCUCCCUCAAUGUGUCCUCGGCAGCAGAGGCAGGGCAGCAGUCCAGCUCCGUCAUCUCCACCCCGACACCCGUAAUCACUGCGGGGCCGUCAGUCACACAGUCCCUGGGUGCUGUGGAGAUCGGCAGCGCGACCUCCAUGAAGGUGGGGGGAGUGGGCCCAGCCACAGCACAGCAGCCAGCCAUCUGUGCUGCUCCCAGCAGUGUGCCACCAUCACCAAGUGCCACAGUCCUCCAGCUCCUCCUUAGGUUACCAAACGGACAGGCCAUCCCAGUGGAAAUUCCUGCCACUCCUGUUGUGUCGUCAUCCACUCAGAGUGGCACCACCACCAACAGCAGCACCACUACCACCGUCUCAUCCAUGGUGGCGUCGCCUCCAAACUGUCAUGACAAGUCACCUCAGCAGUCCCUUGCCAAAAUGAAGCUGAAGCAAGUAUUAGCCUCAAGUAGUACAGCUGCACGGCCUGGCAGUAGCAAAACUUCCAGAGCCAACACAGCAGACCGCAUCGCAGAAAUGACAAGAUCGCGCAACUUCAGUGGCACAAGCAGCACUGAGGGAGAGUGUGAUGAUGAUAGUGUGUCAGCCAACAACCCUGCCAAAGGAGAGAGGAAGAGGCGAAAUUCAUCAGACAAUGAAGAUCCAGCUGAAAAGAGAAAGAAGUUCCUUGAAAGAAAUAGGGCGGCUGCAAUUCGAUGUCGGGAAAAGAAGAAAAAGUGGAUAGAGAAUCUUUCCAUGAAGUACGAUGAGUUGGGAAGCAUCAAUCAGAAGCUGCAGUUGGAGGUGUCGUCCCUGCGCUCAGAAGUUGCUGUCCUGAAGUCCAUGUUACUUCAGCACAAAGACUGCCCAGUGACUCUUGCCAUGCAGGGAGAUGGUACCCUUGAUGGAAUGAACGGGAGCUGCGGGCCGGCCUCCCUUGCCCCUAUGCUGGUGCCUGUGCCGGAGCCGUCCCUUGCACACAAGCCACGCACGCGCUCCCUCUCCCUGCCCUCCAUCCCCUCCUCUGAGAACACUCCCGUGGAGCCCCUCCCUGUGAAUCUGUCCUGCUGUGUGUAUGCCUCACCUCCUGCCAGCACCAUUGUAACCUCAGCCUCUUCCACCUCCUCCCCAUCCACCAAGGUGAGUGCAGCACCUCCCGGUGUGCCAGGGAGGACAGGCACAGCAUCAGUCAGUCCUGUUAACCUAACCAGUAGUUUCAUCACCACCAACCAGCACCCAUCCCCUCACAGCCCUGCUACCUCCAUUGCCCGCAUCAUAAAGAUUUCCCCAGGUCCUGUGCCUCAGGGGCAGGUCUCCUCCCCACAAACCCAGCUCCUUGCCCCAGCUGUGGUGCCUUCCACAGUCACCACUGGAGGACACACAGGGAAAGUGAGCAAGAUCGUGCUGGGCCAAUCGGAGAUCUUGACAACAGACGUCAAUCCCAAGGCAACGGUGAUGAUCAAUGGGACUCCCAAUGUCAUCAUGGCAGCAGCUCCCAUCAGCAACACAACCUUGCCUCAGCCACAACUACUCAACCUCACCCUGCAGACGCCGCAGAGCAAGGCAUCGCCCACAGUCCUCCGCAAAUCUAACUAGAAAUAGGAUUAACAAAAGUACAAUAAGUUGAUUUUCUACCACUCUGAGGUGAACCUUGCUGAAAGGUUCUUGCUGUUGAAGAUAGUUUGUAAGAUUUAUACUUUAUAUAGAUGACAGAUUUUCUAAAAUACAUGAAAAAUAUGCAGACAGGUUUUAGUGUGAAUCUCCCCUUAUGUUGAAUAUAUAUUAUUUAGCAAUGUAAUGAAUAUCACAGUUGUUAAAGUUGGUAUGAAGUUUGUUUAAAUUAUUAUGACAAAAGAUAGCAAUAUUGUUUAUGUAAAUUUUAUUAACUAACAAAAUUAUGCCUUACUCUAAGAGUAUGAGCAAACACAAGAAUGCAAUUGCUUUUCAAUUUAACUGAAAGGUGCAAAUAAACUUGUUCACACCA